CCCGCCAGCUCCACCUUCUUUCACCCCCCUCCUCCCCUGCAGCCGGCCGGUCGGUCGCUCCCUCCUCCCCUACAGCGGUUGAUAUGACGUCACCGCGCUGCUGAUCUCCGUUUCGUUGACAGCGCGGCGGCGGCUGCCCAUAGUGCCCGGCGGAAGGGAUAGGCAGGAGAAGGUGGCGCGGGACAGCGGCUCGGCGGUGAUACAGCUCUGUGACAAUAAAAGGAAUUAUCCCUAAGGAGGUUUCCUGCCGCCCUUCGUGCCCAGCCCUUCGGCUCCAUUCUUGAUUUUUUUUUUACACACUUGUUUUUCUACGUUGUGGUUUGUUCUCGCCGUGUGUCAGGAGCGCCUCCAAACCCCCCCCAAACCCUGCACACACCGCCCUUCACAGACCUUCCUGAGGAGGCCCGGGAGCGGCCAUUGCUCGUCACCGCGCUCUGCGCUCGGAUGUGUCCUCCGGUGGAAUGAACAUUUCUUGAAUGACUCCCAAGUUUUCUUUGGAACUCUGCCUGUGGUGAAGAGGUUUCCGACAACUGAAGCCACUCUGUGGCUGUAUGCUUUACAGAUUCGGGGUUCCAUAGGAUUUGUGAACUCCUGAAACUCUCCUAUAUUAAGUCAUAGAGACUUGCUAAUCAUGGUCCUGUCACAGAGACAACGAGAUGAGCUAAAUCGAGCAAUAGCAGACUAUCUUCGUUCUAAUGGCUAUGAAGAGGCCUACUCUGUUUUUAAAAAGGAGGCAGAGUUAGAUAUGAAUGAAGAGUUAGAUAAAAAGUAUGCUGGCCUACUGGAAAAGAAAUGGACAUCAGUUAUCAGAUUACAGAAGAAGGUUAUGGAAUUGGAAUCAAAACUGAAUGAAGCAAAAGAAGAGUUUACUUCUGGGGGACCUAUAGGACAGAAGAGGGACCCCAAAGAAUGGAUACCACGUCCUCCAGAAAAAUAUGCACUUAGUGGUCACAGGAGUCCAGUCACUCGUGUCAUUUUCCAUCCAGUGUUUAGUGUUAUGGUCACUUCUUCAGAGGAUGCAACUAUUAAGGUGUGGGACUAUGAGACGGGAGAUUUUGAGCGAACACUCAAGGGACACACAGACUCUGUGCAGGAUAUCUCAUUUGAUCAUUCUGGCAAGCUACUGGCCUCCUGCUCAGCUGACAUGACCAUCAAACUAUGGGAUUUUCAAGGAUUUGAGUGCAUUAGGACCAUGCAUGGUCACGAUCACAAUGUUUCUUCAGUAGCUAUAAUGCCUAAUGGAGAUCAUAUAGUGUCCGCCUCAAGGGAUAAAACCAUUAAGAUGUGGGAGGUUCAGACAGGUUAUUGUGUGAAGACGUUCACGGGGCACAGAGAAUGGGUUCGCAUGGUGAGGCCAAAUCAAGAUGGUACCCUAAUUGCAAGUUGUUCUAAUGAUCAGACAGUCCGUGUUUGGGUGGUAGCAACAAAAGAAUGCAAAGCAGAGCUUAGAGAACAUGAGCACGUUGUAGAGUGCAUUUCCUGGGCCCCCGAAAGCUCUUAUACUACUAUAUUGGAUGCCACAGGAUCAGAGACUAAGAAGAGUGGAAAGCCUGGACCAUUUUUGCUGUCCGGUUCCAGAGAUAAGACUAUCAAGAUGUGGGAUAUCAGUACUGGCAUGUGCCUAAUGACACUUGUUGGCCAUGAUAACUGGGUACGUGGCAUCCUGUUUCACCCAGGUGGCAAGUUUAUAUUGAGCUCUGCUGAUGAUAAAACCCUACGUAUUUGGGACUAUAAGAACAAGCGCUGCAUGAAAACCUUGAAUGCGCAUGAACACUUUGUUACCUCUUUGGAUUUCCACAAGACUGCACCAUAUGUGGUCACUGGAAGCGUAGAUCAAACAGUAAAAGUGUGGGAGUGCCGUUGAUUUGACCUCACCUUGGUUCCCAUCGCCUCUCCCCUCUCCUCUGGAUGCACUCAGAUACCAUGGUUACCCAUCUGUUAAAUACCUAUUGUCCUUUCAUGUAAAUUAUUCUGGAUGUAGAUUGAGCUUAUUAAAUGUUACACAAAAAGUAUUCAUGCAUGGUGAAUCCAAAUUGUAUACUGUAAAUUUACAUACGUUGUCUAGAAGUACCAUAGGUUUAAGAACAUGGGCAGGCAUUGGUCACAUCAGACCUAACAGGCAAGAACUGUGUCAUUCUGGGGUGUCCUGCAGAAUCAUGCCUGUCGCUCUUUGUCUUCGGUUGUGGUUUCCUGGAUCAGUGGGCUCACUUCAGAAGCACAUUUUUUUUGUGGGGCUUUUUGAAAAGUAAUGUGGAUCUACGACAAUGUUUUAGUGAGCUUUAAAAACGAAAAUAAUACACUUCAUGUUGGAGUGUCCACAGAGUCAGAGGUUUGUGUAGCAGCAGCACUUGUCUUUUAUGUAUGUAAACUUACUGCAAAAUAUGGCACUAAAUACUUUUGUUGCAGGUAUUAAACUCCCCCCCCCGCAGCA
Messenger RNA from Nanorana parkeri, 2431 nucleotides. It is a transcript of the gene PAFAH1B1, whose product is annotated as platelet activating factor acetylhydrolase 1b regulatory subunit 1. Lineage: Eukaryota; Metazoa; Chordata; Amphibia; Anura; Dicroglossidae. The transcript has 11 exons. Bases 632 to 1864 code for a protein of 410 amino acids. Gene Ontology annotation, biological process: retrograde axonal transport; vesicle transport along microtubule; nuclear migration. The record is from RefSeq and is a predicted model, not a curated record. Gene Ontology annotation, cellular component: nuclear envelope; kinetochore; cytoplasmic microtubule. Gene Ontology annotation, molecular function: microtubule plus-end binding; dynein complex binding.